AUGGACACCUCGCUAGUGCCGUCUGCGUUUUCGCUUCUGAAAUCCCCCAAAAGCUUAUCCAGCCAAUUUGAGUCAGGCUCCAUCGUAACGAUACCCGACAAUGCGAGAAUUGGGGACCUGCCGCAGGCCGUAUGGCGGAACAAGCGAUAUGUCUUGGAGGAGUCUUUAUCGCGGAAAGGCUCCAAAGGCAGGAAGAGCUGGAUCAAACUCCACGGGCUGUUCGUUGUUGAGCUUGAUGCCAAUGACAGCCCGCUAAAUGCGUCCUGGGUUUGCCGUCUUUGCGACGCAAAGGGCCAGGCAGUGUUCUUCGCAGCGAGCGCCACUACGUCCGCUGCUGAUCAACUUCGCAAACACAGAACACAUAGAGUUUUUGAGGGUAGCCCCGUCGCAGACAGCGACCCAUCGACCGACGAAUCUGACCGGGCCAAACGACCGCGUCUACACUACAGCGCUGUGCCAAAAGCCAGGAUCAACAUCGUGCGGGAGCUCAGCGUGGGCCUCAUCGUCAAUGCCGAUUUACCCUUCUCUGUCUUCACGAAUCCAUACUUUGAGCAACUCGUCUGGCAACUCGAUCCCCAAGGCGCUGGUCAGGUACCAUGGAGCCGACAUCUGACUGAUGUCUACCAUGCUAAGAAGAACGCUGUCGGACAAGAGCUCAGCAAUGCGCUCACCAAAAUCCAUCUAGGGUUUGACCUUUGGACAUCGCCUAAUCGUUAUGCUAUCAUGGCCGUGACAGCACACUUUCUCGAUCGGCAGGGCAGUCAUCAGACGCGCCUGCUUGCGCUACGUCGUCAGCUCGGAUGCCACAGUGGCGAGAACUUGGCCUGCACUCUUCUUGAAAUUGUCAGAGAGUGGGGGCUAGAGGAUCAGGUCGGAGUUGUUGUAUCUGAUAACGCCGCGACCAAUGAUACAUGCGUUCAAAACUUUUACCAAAAUUUCGAUCCGAGUAUGAAACCAACAGAUGUACGUGCCAGGCGCAUGCGCUGUUACGGCCAUGUUUUGAACUUGGUUGCGCGUGCAUUUCUGUACGGGGAGGACUUUGAAACUUUUGAAGCUGAAUCGCAGGUUUUGGAUCUUCUGAGCCGCCAGGAAGAAGACUUGAGGCAUUGGAGAAAGAAAGGGCCGGUGGGCAAGCUCCAUAAUACCGUGAAGUUCAUCAGAUCGUCCCAACAAAGAAGCGAGCUGUUCAAGCGGGUCGCGCGUGAGAACGACGAAACGCAAGGUUUCCGAUUGGCUUUUGAGUCAACCGCUGAGCUGGAAGUCAUGAUGGACAACAACACACGGUGGAAUUCCACAUACCUCAUGAUAUCCCGGGCACUUGUCAAGCAGAACGAUCUCAGGGCGUUUAUGGUACAUCCAGACGUGGAAGGGAGCCUACCCCAGGAAGACGUCCUGAGCGCAGAUGAUUGGCGAUUGCUGGGAGAGAUCAACCACAUUCUCGAACCUCUCUAUCUGCAAACUAUGAGGACGCAGGGCUGGGGUAGAGGAGAUGGGCACGGGCGCCUAUGGGAGCUAUUGACCGGUGUCGAAUAUCUGUUGGAGCACCUGGAGGAUUGGAAGAUGUUCUACAACGACGUCACGGAGGACACAAUCCGGGAAAGCAUUGCACAGGUGACUGAACCCGCACAGGAACGUCCAAGUCGCACCCGGCAACGCCCAGCUCGGUUUGACGAUUGUGAGGUGGAUCUGCCUUCGCAGCGACCGCAGGAGAGAGUGGUGCCGGACCACAUUUCUGACACGUACAGGAGGCCAGGCAAGCCGGCAGGUGUAUCUACGACGGCAGAUAUCGGGGGCGAUCACCGUCGCUACCUGAGGCUAUGUAUUAUGAAUGCGUGGCAGAAGCUCAAUGAGUAUUACAUCAAGCUAGGAGAGUCUCCGCUGUUCGCGGCAGCGAUUAUCCUUCAUCCUGGGCUUGGCAUCAGAUACCUAGAGAUAAACUGGGCAACGGAAGAGCAGCUUGUGUGGGUACGAGAUGCCAAGACAGGGCUAUCCAGAUACAUUGACAGGUGGUACCGCCGGCUGAUGCCACAUGGCUCCUACGAGCCAUCUACCGUGGGGCCUGCAACGAUGUCGGCAGCUGUUGACAAGCCGUAUGAAGCGAGUGAUUUCAGACAAUGGGUCAUGAGUAGAACAAGUAAGGCGACAGCAACGGGCAGUGAGCUUGAUAGGUACAUGCGGCUGGAGACUCAGGAGACGGAUGACCCAGUUCAAUUUCCCGGUACUCAGUCAGCUGGCGCUUGA
This is a messenger RNA of Beauveria bassiana ARSEF 2860, 2241 nucleotides long. RefSeq names its product putative transposase. Bases 1 to 2241 code for a protein of 746 amino acids. The record is from RefSeq and is a predicted model, not a curated record. The transcript has 2 exons. Lineage: Eukaryota; Fungi; Ascomycota; Sordariomycetes; Hypocreales; Cordycipitaceae.